Molecule: messenger RNA, 1779 nt
Organism: Alternaria metachromatica
Lineage: Eukaryota; Fungi; Ascomycota; Dothideomycetes; Pleosporales; Pleosporaceae
Exons: 2
Coding region: 1-1779 (592 amino acids)
Source: RefSeq, a predicted model, not a curated record
AUGUUAAUGCUACGACAUAUCACGCGCGCUCAUGCCGCGUUGACACGACAACCUUUCGCGUAUCGGUCUCAGCAGGCUGGUCCGGUACUGCAAAGAACAAGGUUAUGCCAGCCCUCUUUGGCGCGCGCUUUGAGUGGCCAAUCCGGUCCUCCGACUCCUGGCAACGAUGCGCCAAACCCCAUUGACGACGCUGCAGAGCGUUUGGAGGAAGAGGAAGAGCAGCAAGAGGAGAAACGCGAGAAAAAGAAGGCAGAAUGGAAAAGCACAGCCUGGAAGAUGUUUGAGGCUGCUGCUACUACCGGAGCCAGCAUCUUCAUCCUUGGAUGCGUCGGCAUUGGCUAUACUAAGUACUACAAAUGGAACGUGCUUGAAAAGAUGGAGAACGCUUUUCGGGAAGGCGAUCCUGUAUUAGAGCUUGCAGCUACUGGAAAGGAGAUGCCGAAAGCGGGUGAACCUACUCGACUACAGGUCAGCAAGGACCUGGACGGUGAUGAUAAAGACUAUGAUCGCUGGAUCCCACGUGAUGAGCAGGAAAGAAUUGACAAGAUUGUCUGGGGUGAGACGAAAGGACGUUACCAUCUGCUUCUUGGCGAGAAGGGGACUGGGAAGACUUCCAUGCUCAUCGACGCCAUGGAUAAGAUCAAUGGUGAGGGAUGUUCGAUGAUGGAAGCCCAUGCAGAUCUCGAAGUCUUCCGUGUACGACUAGGUCGCUGUCUCGAUUUCGAGUACCACGAAGACAACAUCGGAUCGCUUUUCUCUAUCCGCGGUCCACGCGAUGCGGGCGCCAUCCUUGACAUUGAGCGCGCGUUCAACAAGCUUGAGAAAGUAGCUUUGCGACGACGCGCAACUGUCGGCAGACCGCUCAUUCUCAUUAUCAACUCCGCACAUUUGAUCCGAGACAAUGACGACGGCCGAGACCUGCUCGAACUCAUCCAACAGCGAGCGGAGCAGUGGGCGGCCGCCAACCUCGCAACCGUCAUCAUCAAUUCGGACAAGUACUGGGUGUUUGAACGACUGAAGCAGUACGCGACGCGCAUGGAAGUACAUCAGAUCAAGGACCUAAGCAAAGACCGCGCCAUGCAAGCCCUGCGCAACUACCGAAUGAAAUACUACGGCGAGAAAGUGCACGAUUCCAUCCUCGAAGAAGUAUACGACAAAGUCGGCGGACGCCUCACCUUCCUCAACCGCGUCGCCAAGUCAGAAGACAUGGUCGCAAAGUGUAACAGCAUCUGCGAAAUGGAAAAGAUCUGGUUCCUGAACAACUGCGCGAUUCUCGGUGAGGAAAUGGACGACGAUGUCAUGGACCAGCAGAAAUACGCUUCCACAGCCAUGGUCCUAGCCAACGCCCUCUACAAACUCUACCACGACAUGGAAUCAACCUACGACCCAAAAGAAGGCCACAUCCUGCCUUCCUUCCCCCUCCACCGCGCCCGCUUCAUCAUGACACGUUCCGACUUCAUCCGCCAGCACCACGACCUCUCCAUCUUCUCUAUCGACUCGCACGCCGUUGUCCGCGCCGACUCCGUUCCCAUGCAACGUGCUUUCAACGAGAUCUGCGCCGAGCCCGGUUUCGAAGACUUCCUGGAAGCGACGCUCGAGCGUAUCGGUGCGAUUGAGAGUCUCGGCAGGACGAAGGAACUUACGUUCAAGGAUCUGUGGGAGGGCGGCAAGUAUCGUAUCGUGCAGAAGGAUGGGAAGGGGAAGGUGCAGGGCGAGGUGGAGAUGGAGACUGUGCCUGGGAAGGGGGAUGAUGAUGACGAUGAUGAGAAGGAUGAUUGA